Molecule: messenger RNA, 785 nt
Organism: Cantharellus anzutake
Lineage: Eukaryota; Fungi; Basidiomycota; Agaricomycetes; Cantharellales; Hydnaceae
Exons: 6
Coding region: 51-509 (152 amino acids)
Source: RefSeq, a predicted model, not a curated record
CUUACCGCUUGAUUGAUUACCUCUCAAAUAACUUGGAUGUUUGACUGAAGAUGUUCAGUGACUCAGUAAAGGAUGCAAAGAAGCAGUCUCGUAAAAAAGUUGUUGGUAGCAAGCCUAAGGUUGAGUAUUAUCGUGAAAUAGCCAAGGCAGUUUUUGAUGUCGAGGGUGAGGGUGAGUGUGCAGUGUACCGAAUGGAGCCUGAACGUUAUGCAACAUCUGUUAUGGGUCGGAUUACCUAUUUACAAAAGACAUAUACUGCAUGUCGCAAGAUGCUGAGGAGUACUGGUGAAGGCUUGAAAGACGAAAACCUUGGUGAUGCGGGGGAUUCUGAGUCUUACCAUAACCAGUUAGAAUCAAUUCGAUCAUUUUUCCCUUGGUGGGACACACUGAAUGGUUGGUGGUCCGAGCAUCCCAAGUAUGCAUUUCAGAUGGUGUCAAACUCAGUAAGCGGUGUUGAAAAGAUGGUUCUGGAUGAGGAAGAUGAGAAUGGUCUUGAUUCAUUUAAUUAGGUCCGGGGAACUACUUCCCAUCCACCCUCACUUUCCAGGUCAUCUCCACCUCUUGAAUCUCCGAUCUUGUUCCAACCCGGCCCACUUCCUCACAUUGAUCCAGCACUUCUUGACAUGGAACCACCACUUUUCCGCAUGGAUCUACCACUUCCCCAUGCGGACCCACAGCUCCCUGAUAUCAAGCCAGGGCUGGAUUUGGAAGAUCCUAGCACGCCAUCCCAAACCUCUUCUUGUACAUUGGCACGGACCCCCACAUCUAUUGUGGCAAAAUCAAAG